AUGGGCUGUGGAAAAUCUAAACUCGAUGUUGCUUCCCCAAGCUCCGUCCCCAAGAGCCAGAAACAAAGCGUCGAUGAUUCCGAGGUUGUUCAGGAAAAUGGUGCAGAAACAGAAACUAUUCAGAAGAAUGCCAUAGACAACAACAAUGUUGAGAAUGAGAACCUUGAAAAGGUUGCUGAUAAAUCCGAUGUUGUUGUUUUGGAUUCUAAGGAAACAACAAAUGUUCAGCAAGAGAAUGCAUUGGAGAAGAAGGAUGAAGCUGUUGUUGUUGAGAACAAGACACGGGAAAUCGUUGCUGCGGAAGAGAAAGAUGAAGAACAAUCCACCACAAAAAACCAAAAAGAGGUAGAGACUUUGGUGAAUGAAGUUGAAGAAGAGACAAAAGAUUCAAAACAGGGAGAACCAUUGGCCAAGGAAAAUGAAGAAGAAACAAAAGCUACAAAACAGGAAGAACCAUUGGUCAAGGAAGAUGAAGAAGAAGCCAAAGACACAAAUCAGGAAGAUAAUUUGACCAAGGAAGAAGAAACCAAGGAAGCGGUUCAGGAAGUGACUGUGGCCAAUGAAGAAAAAACCAAUGAGGCAAAUGUUUCCGCUUCUGAAAUUGAACAAAAAGAUGCCAAAGUUGAUGAGAUUAAGGAACAAUGA
Messenger RNA from Vicia faba (fava bean), 645 nucleotides. Lineage: Eukaryota; Viridiplantae; Streptophyta; Magnoliopsida; Fabales; Fabaceae. The record is from the annotation of a GenBank genome assembly.